Messenger RNA from Cygnus atratus (black swan), 5441 nucleotides. It is a transcript of the gene PITPNC1, whose product is annotated as phosphatidylinositol transfer protein cytoplasmic 1. Gene Ontology annotation, molecular function: phosphatidylinositol binding; phosphatidylinositol transfer activity. Gene Ontology annotation, biological process: phospholipid transport. The transcript has 11 exons. Lineage: Eukaryota; Metazoa; Chordata; Aves; Anseriformes; Anatidae. The coding region runs from base 22 to 891 and encodes 289 amino acids. Gene Ontology annotation, cellular component: cytoplasm. The record is from RefSeq and is a predicted model, not a curated record.
CAGAAAAAAACAUAAGUUGUCAUGAAAUUGCAGUUGGUGUUACGUGCUGUAACAAAACCUUCAUGGGGCAAAGAGGUCAGAAAUGAAAGAUGGGUGAUUUUUCCGACUGAUCACAGAAAGCAUGUUGCAGAGUACAGAAUUGGACAGUUGUACAUGAUAAGCAAGCACAGCCAUGAGCAGAGCGACCGAGGUGAAGGUGUGGAAGUGGUGCAGAAUGAGCCCUAUGAAGAUCCGAAUCAUGGCAAUGGCCAGCUAACAGAAAAACGGGUCUAUCUCAACAGCAAACUACCCAGCUGGGCUAGAGCAGUUGUUCCCAAAAUAUUUUAUGUUACAGAGAAGGCAUGGAAUUAUUAUCCUUAUACAAUCACAGAAUACACAUGUUCAUUUUUGCCUAAAUUCUCCAUUCAUAUAGAGACAAAAUAUGAGGACAACAAAGGAAGCAAUGACAGCAUUUUUGACAAUGAAGCUAAAGAUCUGGAACGAGAAGUCUGCUUUAUUGAUAUUGCCAGUGAUGAAAUUCCUGAGCGCUAUUACAAAGAAUCAGAGGAUCCUAAAUAUUUCAAGUCACAGAAGACUGGGAGAGGCCAAUUAAAAGAAGGCUGGAGAGAGACCCAUCAGCCAAUUAUGUGUUCCUACAAACUUGUGACUGUGAAAUUUGAAGUCUGGGGACUUCAAACCAGAGUAGAACAAUUUGUACAUAAGGUGGUCAGAGAUAUACUAUUGAUUGGUCACCGGCAGGCUUUUGCCUGGGUUGAUGAGUGGUAUGAUAUGACUAUGGAUGAUGUUCGAGAAUACGAGAAAAAUAUGCAUGAAAAAACCAACAUUAAAGUUUGCAACCAACAUUCAUCUACUGUGGAUGAAAUAGAGAGCCAUGCCAAAGCAAGAACAUGACAAUGGAUGAAGUCCGAGAGUUUGAACGAGCAACUCAGGAAGCUACCAACAAGAAAAUUGGGAUUUUUCCACCUGCAAUAGCUAUCUCUAACAUUUCCAUGCCUUCUUCAACCCGCAGUGCUCCAUCUAGUGCUCCAUCAACUCCUCUCUCCACAGAUGCUCCCGAAUUCCUAACAGUUCCCAAAGACCGGCCUCGAAAAAAGUCUGCUCCAGAAACCCUCACUCUUCCAGAUCCAGAGAAGAAAAAACUUUAAAUUAACCCAGCGUGAUUCCUCCUGAUAAGCCAUGUCUACCACAGCAAGAGUAACAUAAUACAGUUUCUAGAAAGGUCAUGGUGGUUGGUUGGUGUUUCUUGGAUUUCUUUUUGUUCUUUUGUUUUGUUUUGUUUUGUUUUGUUUUGCUUCGGAUAAUCUCAGUGUUGUGGAAAGAUUGCUUCUUUCCUCAGGCUUGAUCCUUAAAACCUUCAGAGAAGUGCAUGCAAGAGAAUGUAAUUUAUAUAUUCCUAAAGCAGUGUUCCAAGCCAUAUGGUGCAUCUUACUGACCUACAAUGAAAUAGUCUGAGGAGAACCCUAUAAAAGAAAAUAAAUCUUUCUGUAGCAGUAUCUCUACGUGGAAAUCCACAUCUAGGUCAUAGCAUUUAUAAUUAGGAAUAGAUAUUCAGUAAAGCUGCCAAGGACUUCUGAGGCAAAUUUGUGCCAAGCAGAAUGCAGGGUUAACUGGAUAAAAAGCUCCAAUUUUCUUCUUUUAUAACUGAUUUUAAAAUCCAUCCUACUCUUAGGCUUUUCAUGUAUGUUCAUAAACCUUUGACCUGCAACUCAUUGUACUUGAACGCCAACAGCAAUCACUCAGAUUCAUAUUUUGCUUAAUAUGACUCAGGAUUUGGGGCCUAGCUAACAAACAUGAAACUUUUCAAACCUAAAAUAUCACUGUAUUGAAGCCCCAAUUGUAAUUAAUUAUACUGACUUUGAGGCCAUUGAACUAUUUCUAUCUUGCACAGAAUUUGUAAAAGAAACCACCUAUUUCUUGUAGAUAAUGUAUUUUAAUAGCUUUCUUUUUGUGAUCUCUUAAGUUCAUAUUGGUGUUCCAAUGAUGUUCCAUGUACAAGAUUGAAAAAAAAAAAAAAAGCAGCUAAAUUGAGCCAGUUGAGAGGGAAAACCAAUGAAUUUUGUCUUGUCCUCACUGAAAGAAGAGUGGUAGUUACCCUGUAAGACCUUGAAUGUAAAGGAAGGAAAAUAUGAGACUACUUUUUCUUUCCUGGCUCUCACCAUUCCUAAACAGCACAAUCUCUACUAACAGAAAGCUAGUUUCAGGCUUUACCACCGCCUCUAGGGAAGGAGUGAAUAAAAUCAGUCACUUGCAAAAGCGAAUGAAUCGUGGGGCUGCUCAGUCGCAUGUAGGGUGACAAUAAGGAAACAGAAGUGCUCCUCCUGGUCUGCACGUGAAAUCACUCUUCAAUCUCAGGAAUCAAAAUGUAGAAUGAAUGCUUCCCAGAAGGGAAGUGUAGAUUGAGGGGGGAAGAGAAAAAUGAAUUGCAAAAGUGUUCUCUUCCUUCCUUCUUUACUUUUCAAAAUGUAAACUCAGUGAGAAACUUUCCCUCUGACCCCCAUUUGGGGUACUUUGUUCUCUUUCAUACAAAUAGCUAUUUAAUCAAUAUUGUCAGUAUCUAUCAGGAUGGGUAGCUGUAGUAGACAUUAAAUAAGCUGCUGUUCAAUUCCCAGUGAAUGAUAGCUGUUACAUGAAUGAUAUGAUCAAAGUGGGUGAUACUUUGUACCACUGGUGACAUGGUACAUGGAUAAAAAGAAGAGAGUCCUCCAGAGCUGAACGAUCAUUGAACAAUCAGUUUGGGGAUGGCCUUUUACCUGUACAGGACAUUUGUGCCAUCUUCUCAGCACAACGUAAUGAUUGGACUGGCUUAAAUGCACUGAACUUCUCAAUGGCUGUAGAUCCAGUAGAAGUUAUGUUGAAUGUGUGGUAUUUAUAGUGUAGUUUUAGUUGCAGGAGAGGUAAUUCCACUGUCAACCUGCACUGAGAACAAGUGUAUAUUUGAUUGAUAGUUAAAACCCUGUAGCUAGCAAAAUCCAGAAGCUCUUUGUAGGUUAGCUAUGGUCUGACUUCAUGCUUCCUCCCACUUACUGUCCAUGUUUUGCUUUGCAUUUCUUCCCAGAGUUUGUAAUUCUGUGUAGCUAGUAAACUGACAGGUGAUGAUUUUUUGUUUGAAAAAAAAAAAAAAAGCUGCUGUGAUGCUGCAAACAAAACUUUCUUGCAUUAGUUUAUGAUUUCAGCUUUAAGAGUGUGCAAAUUAUGUAAUAAUGAUUAUAACUGGUCUAAUCUUUAUUAUUUAUUUAGUAGCAAGAUUGAGACAUUGGCAGAGAAGGGAAAUCUUUUAAAAGAUAAACUGUUGUUGGUUGUUUUUUAUUUCCUGAAUUUAACUAUGUGGAAAUAGUUUAGGUCUGCUCCACUGAUGGAAGUCUGUUUUUCAAUUAAUUUGUUUUUUGUCAACGAAAAAAUUGCCCAGCUCUAUUUAGUCGUAAUUUCCUUGUGCUUACAUGUUACUGUUUCUAUAGAGGUUUUGGCAUCUGGGUUUGUUACAGAUUACUAGACCAAAGCAGUUAUACCUUUACUCAUGUCUAACUGAUUCAUUUCAAAUCCUGUGUGGAUAGGGUGAUUAUCAUACCAUGUAGGUUUGGGAGGUAAAGCAUGUAUGAAAAUUAUUAACACUCCUGAAGAGGAUACAUCUUAUAGCUGUGUGACAGAUAUGUAGGAGAAAGACACUGCUUGUGUCAUGGAAAAAAUGCCAGACUCAUUAAUGCUGUGUCUCCAUCAGCAUGUGCUGCUGCCAUAGUCCUUCCAUCAGGCAGUGCUGGUCUUGAGAAGUACCAGAUUUAUUGACCAAACAGCCUGAAUUCACUGCUGGCCAAAAUAAGGUUCAUGCUCAUCCACAUUGCCUCCAUGUUGCUUACUAAUGAAGGCAAAUAAAAAAAAAUCUAGAUUUCUUCAUUGCUUUGGAUAAGAAAUAUGCCAGGCUUUUCAUCAUCUAUGUUAGUAACCUCCGCCAUGUUCUACUUUGUUUUCCCCACCAGUCAGUAAUUAACCAAUUUGUCCAUAUGAAGUUUAAAUAACAUUUCUGUUCUUGUGGGAUUUUUUUGGUUUGUUUUUAAUUUUAUGCAGGACAACUUCUGGAAUAUUCCCAGCAAACACAAAAUCACACAAUGUGAAAUGGAAAGGAACGUCGGAAUACUUGGGUAACAUCUUGAGGCAAAGGGGUUGUUUUCAUUACUGAUUUUGUCAGAAUGCUUUCUAUUGUAUUUUCAAGCAUCUUUAUUAGGAGAAAAAUAAUAUUUUGCAGGUAUUCAUCACUUCUUUUGCAAAAAUAAAUGACAUAAUUAGUGAAUACAUCUGUAGAGGGUAUGGUGGUACCCAGCAAAGGUGAAUGGGCACAGCAGCUGUGUAUUCCUAUUCUCUGCCACAGUGGAAGAAGAAUUACACAAUAUAAUUCUGUUAGGACUUCACAAGGAAUUUUUCACCAAGGAGAAUACAGUUCAGAGUAAAUAAUGUGAUUACUUUGUUUGGGCUUCUAUUAAAACCUUUUCCCGGCUUUGCUCAUAUUUUUAUAUAUUUCUUGUAGAACAAUUAUAACAAAAUAACUGGCAAUUGCAAUCUUUAGAAGGGCAGACCUCUUCAUAAAUUAAAAAAGGAGGUACCUGGAAAGACUAUGAGAAGCAGCACAUUCCUGAAACACACACUUAAUGAGAUUUCUUAUGAAUGUAAUUGCUGAUUUUGUAAAUGACUGGAUAAAUCCUGUGGAAAGAAAGUAUUUGACCUUAUUCUUUGACUUUUUUAUUAUUAUUACUAUUAUUCUGGAAGGUGAUUGUGUGACAUCUAGUAGUCAAUUUGCAUUAACUGCUGCUGUAGAGAUUUUGAAAUGGAAAUAUUUGUUCCUUAUUUUGUAACAAGACCGCUACAUUUUGUUAAAACUGCUUUGAAGCUUGCUGCACUAUAACUUCCAAACAAUGUUAUCAUUUGAAAUAAGCCAAAUGUGUAUGCUUUUCAUGAGUUAGUGCAGUAAGAGAGAAUUCAUAAGAGAGAAUUCAUGAUCUUGUCAAUAGGAGCUUUUUUGUUUCCAUUGUUUGGACUUGGUUUUAUAUGUGUAAGUUAAAAUUGCUAAAUAUGUCUAACAAUGUUUUGCUUUAAAUGAACAGCAUGGUCAUUGAAUUACAAUCUCCUGUAGUUUUGUGGUGUCACUUAAACAGAUUUCAUUGUUUUAUUUCAUUUCUGUGAUAAUUCCACAUGACUCUGAAUGUCCAGUAAUUCAUUUCUUUUAUUUAGAGCUCUGAUGGCUACAUUAGGCAAUCCAUUACUACCAUCAAAGAAGGACCAAGUUUUGAACUGCUCUGCAUGUUAAACAAUGCAAGGCUACGCAGGAGAAUUUGAUUGUCGUAUUUUUCAUCCAUUUCAGUUAGUUUUUGAUUUUUCCUAGUUAUUUAUUAUUUUUAAUAUUGUAUUUUUCCUUGCAUUUUGUUGUAAAUAAACUACCAACAAGUAUUCUUUAC